This is a messenger RNA of Coturnix japonica (Japanese quail), 5012 nucleotides long. NCBI's taxonomy places the organism in Eukaryota, Metazoa, Chordata, Aves, Galliformes, Phasianidae. The record is from RefSeq and is a predicted model, not a curated record.
AGUUUUUCAAAUCAAAGCUCAAAAUCAACAAAAUGAAAAAUAAAAAAAAUAAAAUAAAAUUCACCCAAUAUUUACAUAACUACGAUGGGAGGAGGAAGACUCCAAAUCUGAGUUUUGCUGCUUUGUGCUUCUGUCUGUGCUGAAGGAAAUGAAACGUUAUUUGUUCUGCAUUGUGAUGGUAACCCAUUGUCUGUUGCCAUACCAAUGUCUUGCCCCUCCAAAGACCAUUUGGUUGCAUGAACAAGACCUUACACACCCACACCUCUAAGUCACCUAUGCACACCACCCGUGUACAAAUAAACCAUCUGUCUUGUCUAUGUGUAGGAGAUCAUGGAGAUAUAAGGAAAUCACAUGGUUAAGGGCACACACCUUACAGAUCAUGGCAAGGUUACUGAGUUGAGUAAGCUUCUUAUUAGUAUUCUAAACAUUGUAUGAAUUAGGUUUUUGGUUGUUUUGGUGUUUGUUUGUUUUUCUCAUUAAACAGGCUAAAGACAAACAGAAGCAAUCAUCUGAUCUGGAACACUGUCUUUCAACCAUUAAGGCCAUAGAUUACGGCGCAUAUGAUUUUUGCUGCUUCAAGGUAUCAAAAUACUCAGUACACUGUACCAAGGAAGCUAUCAAUUAAACUCUUCAGGAUGAAAAUAAGACAAAAGUUUUCUCCCCAAGUGAACAUUUUUCAGUAAAUUAAUCUGGAUACGAAUCCCAUCUGCAAAAUUGAAGGAUAAGCAGAGAAUAAAUCUUGGCAUGAAUUUAUAAAGGCUCAACAAACUGAGCAGAAAGAUGUCAACGGCCGACUGCAAGUGAAAAAGGAAGAAGCAGUGUGGGAACUUUUCACAAGUGAAUGCACUUACUUUCUGGAUCAUUUGCUGGUUCUCAAGAUGGUAUUUAUGAACACUCUAAAAUACCUCCAGAGUCAUGAAUUUCUCUUGGACGUGGACUUAUGGAGACUUUUUGCAAACUUGGAGGAGUUAAAUAAGAUAAGUCUCAGCUUUGUGGAAAAUUUUUUUGAAACAGUGAAAGAACGUGUCAGUGAGUCGGGAUCAGCUAUGAACUUCAUCUCCGUACUCGGAAAGUUUUUCCAGGGUGACCUCUGCCAGACACACCAGAUUUAUUGCCUCAAUUAUACCUCCGCUGUCUUCUACUUGGAAAAGCUGAGACAGAGAGAAGAUUUUGGCAUCUACCUCAAGUGGUGUGAGCAGAAGGAGCAGUGCAGGAGGCUGCACCUGCCAGAGCUGCUGGUGGCUCCUCUGCACCGCCUGACCCGCUACCCCCUCCUCCUGAACAACAUCUGGAAGAGGAGCACGGACAAAACAGAGAAAGACUCUAUCUGGUCACUUAAAGAGAAGGUGGAAAAGUCCAUACGGGAUCUGGAAGGUAAAGUCAAGUGGUUGGACAACUUUCAGAAAUUCAGGCAGCUCCAUGAGGUCAUAAUUUGGCCUCAAGUGUGGGAUCGUGACAAGAGAUUCUUUGUCCCAGAGUGUUUGAAACAAAGCUUGAGAGAGAACAGCACUGAAAAUAUUUUGUGUUCAGCAAGCAGACGACUUCUUCAUGACGGGAAGCUGACACUGGCAGAAAACACAAGACUUCUUGAUGUCUACCUCUUCCUAUUUGAUGAUUUCCUAUUAAUCACCAAAAUUAAACGUAACAAAAAGAAAUACGGGGGCUCAGACACAGGCUUAACCCUUGUCUGUCCUUCCCUUGCUCUGGAGCUGCAGUCAGUUGUAAGAGAAGGUGGGUUUUGCCAAGUCCUGGACCAACCCAUCCCACUGGACAGAUUAAUACUGAAAAAUGUUGACCCCAUCCAUGUAACAGGUCUCAGCCUGCGAAAUGCUUUUCUAAUACAGCAUGAAAAUAGGUAUCAGCAGUGCAUAGCGGUCUUCCUGCUACAAGCACCAACAGAUUCUGCUAAGAAAACAUGGAUGUCACAGAUAGAAAGAGCAAUCUCCAAUUACAUGAAGCAACAUGGAACCAAGGAAAGCACACAGCUCUGCUCCCCAGCUGAAUCCUCUGAAAUUUAAUAAUGCCAGCACAGCUUUGACAGAUGCAACAGAAGACUGCUGUGGUAAUAGCACCAUUAUUUCUUCCAGUGUGCACUAACCUACUGAAACUAAAAGUCUUCUGACUCAACUAAAUAGAAGUGAUGAGUUUUUGAUCACAGGAUGCGGGAAUAAAUUGGAGGGGAGAAUGAGCCACACAACAAAUACAUCACUCUCAGAUGCCUCUUUGCUUCAGAUUGGGGAAGGUUCUUCCCAGCAAGGAAAGUGUUAAUAUGACCUAGAAAGCAGGACAAGGAAAACACCUAUGUCGGUGAUGAGGACUCACUCUCUUCACACUACUCUCACCUGUUAUUUGCUCUCACCAAAACUGAACUCCAAAUGCUGCACUAUUUCUUCCCUUUUCAACUUCCCUUUAAAAAAUUGAACUUCUGCAUUAAACUAUUCAAUACAUCACUGCAGUUCUGUGAUCCAUAAAGUACGCACUUACUAAUCACAUCUUUUUUUUUAAGAUACAUGAAUUGAACCACAGAUCAGUUUGCAUCUGCUCACCACAACACAUUCACAGGUUACCAUUGAGGAAAGGAGGCUGCUCUCACCAGGCUACACUUGGCUAAGUGCAAGAAAUUAGCCAUAGUCAAGAGAGGAAGGCAGACUCCCUAGAGCCACUCUAAAUGAUCCUGCCAUAUCUCCCACUUGCUGUGCCCAACCAGAUAAUCUCCCUAAACAGGGAAGUUAACUCUUAAACACUUCUAGGGCCAAAAAUGAUUCCAGGGGGAACUAAAUAGGGAAACUACAAAGAUGAGGCCCAGACUGAAAAAUUUAGGAGUGCCCUUCCAAUUGUUCGUGUUAUUCGUGGUUAAAUUAGCACACCUCCUUACCUCUGCUCUAACAUCAAGUCAAAGUCAUGAGCUCAGACACUGCCUCUAAUCCAGCUUCACCCACAUGGUGGUCUGCUUUAUCCACCUGAACUUGUUCACACCUAUACAUAGAGAUUCCAGACCGGAGGUUGUAUACAGACUUACCUGGUUCACCAUUGCACAGAUGCAGUACGUGUUCUUGCUCCUCCCCUUUAUACUCAUGAUAGAAGUUUCUGCCACAGCUUAACAAGAAAAGAGCAGCUAUCCAGGCUUCACACCAAAUGGUGAACACGGAGGACACAGCAAAUCUACUCCAGGAUGCCAUGUAUGCUGCAAACACUUAUCCACAGCUUGGCUUCAACAGCUGUGCUCACUGAUCCCACUGAUCCCAUACUCAGCUGCACCUGGUCACACCCUCACAUCCCUGCUGCCUCCCCAGAACCUCACAGUAUCUUUGCAACCAUUGAUAUUUCCAAAGAAUGAUUUUUAAGCCCAGAGACGUCACACAGAGAAAGCACUGUGCUUUGUGAGCUGUCAGAGGGGGAGUUUUUGCACUUCUGUGUAUUUUUUGCCAGGAAGGCCAUUAGGACAGGUCUGUGUAGUUUACCAAGCAACUAAACAGCACUGGAUACUCAUUUCCUAGAGGUCAGCACGCCUCCAAAGGAGGACAUGCUGGGGGAAGGCAGUACUCACACCCUGACUGAGCUCAGGGAGACAAAUUUAACAGGCUCUUGUGUGGUCUGAAGAGAAAGAUGCCCCAAAAAGCAAUCAAGGCAGAAAUGAACUUCCCAACUCAGAUUGCCUUUCAGAGAAGACCUCUCUCAAACUCUCUAUACUGCCUAAGCAGAGACCGUAGGAAGAUCUGCUUCCAUUUCUAAAUGUAGUAUUUGUGAAUGUUCCACAACUCAGUUGUCACUUUAUCAUGGUACUGAUUGUACAUACACUUAUCACUUGGGUUCUCCCUUUGCUCUUCAUAUGGCUUUUACCCAACAGCUGAACAUGUCCUUAAGCUGAAGACUUAAAACAAGCAUCCCAGCUAAGUCUUCCAGUUAUGUCAAUUGUCAGAUUACAUUGAAUGCAAUGUCUGACUGACAAAAGCCUUGUGAAAUUCCUGUGAAAGGAAAAACUACUCUGAAUUUAGCUUGAUUACAGUCUCCUCAUUAAAGUUUUUGUUGCAGUUGCUCACAAGUCUAAGGAAUUGGAGUGUAUGGCUUGCUCUCAAAUGCGUGGCUUCCCAGCAGUUCAUGUAUACAAUGAUAUAUCCCCCCUUUCCAAGCAGUUUGCUGUCUAAAGCGAAUGAUGGAAAGGUCUAUUAGAAAGGUCUAAUUUUUUUCUUUUAUUGUCGUUCAUCAAUCCUGUAACAGGUUAGAAAACAAAAAUUACAUUUCAAUAACAUUUCAUCAUAGUUUAUACAGAACUGGUUGGUUGAUGCAUGGUGUCAUUUUCUCAUCCAAAUCCACAGCCACCUUUCAAACCGCAGAGAUUAGGAAUUACAGUGCACGCUGGACUAAAUUCUUCCACAAUGUAAGGCACAACUACAUGAUCACAAGUAGUAAACACAAACACUGAAAUAGAACUUAAGAAUUAAACUUCAGUGAAAAAGAAACAAAACUCAAACACACUCAUGCAAAGUUGAUCUACACCUACCAAGAUGGUAUGAUCCAGUUUAAAAGAAGUGCAGUACUCUGUAAGUAAAACUGCAUCAUAAGGCUGUUAUAAUACAUUACCUCUAAAUACUGGGUAAGAACUUAAACCUUUUUCCAUUUAUAUUUUAUACAGUUAUACAGAAAAUAAGUUGAAUCAGCGAUGUUCACAUCCGCAGUAAUAACCUGAUCAUUAAAACUCAGGAAAGAGGCAAACAAGACAAUGCAGUUUGUGGCACGCAUCCAUUACAGAAAUCAUUCAUCAAGUUCACAUCUCAAGUACUGAAGAAAACAAAUAAUUAAUGGUACAUUUGGUGAAUGAGGCCAUCCAUAGCCAAACAACAAUGCUGCACACAAAAUUGUUUUUACUCAGCAGACCAUGAUUAUGAAAGCUUGUGGUUAUGGUUUGCCUCCUGUCCAGCAGCUAGAGUUUGCAACACUAAAACUACAGAAGUUAAAAGAAUACAACAGAGUUUACAGUAACUUGAAACUAUUGGAUACUUCCAAACACAUAA